AUGGCGGUCAUCCAAACUCAUUGCGAAGACUGGGCUCGCUGCUGCGCGAUCACGCUGAACGAGCUCGACCGCGGGUCUGCUGAUCCGCAUCCUCAGGGACAGCGGGCCAGUGCCGGGCAGGAGCGCAGCUUGGGUAUGAUCCAGGCUGCGGUUGCUGAGCUCGGACGGCCGCCCGCCGACCUGACUCGCCAGGGAGCCCUCGCGGAGCUCCUGGCCAAGCGCAGCUACACCGGCGAGAAGGUGUCUUCGGCCUUGAAGCGUCCGUACUACGAUCCUUCGUUGCAGGGGAGGCCGCGCCGGCAUGCGCGCCUCCUCGCGGCCCUUGACGGCGCAGGCGUGCUCGAGUGGAGGCGGCACGGAUCGCCCCGAGUAGGCCUGUUUACUGUUUGGAAAAAGAACGGCAAGCAAAGAUUGAUUGUCGACGCUCGGUUGUCUAACUUGUGCUUCGCUUCUCCUGAUUCUGUCGACCUUGCCACAGGCGGAUCUUUCGCGUCCCUCGAGGUUGACCCUGGGCCCCCAGUGUGCCUUGCUCAGGUCGACAUCCAGGAUGCCUUUUACCACCUCCUCCUCCCUCCUGAGCUCGUCCCCUUUUUCUGUCUCCGCCCUGUCACCGCUGGGCUCGCCGGAGUCGUUGAGCUCGACGGCGCCCCUGUCUCUCCGACCCAGCUCGUGUACCCACACCUGCGUGUUGUGCCGAUGGGGUGGAAUCACGCCUUGUGGUGGUGUCAGCGAAUUCAUGAAUUUCAUGCCUCUCGGCAGCCCGGCGUGUCCCUCUCUAACAAGCUCUCGGAUAAGAAACCCGGGGUGCGUCUGGGCCGCUCGGGGUUUGCUCACACUGAAUACGUAGACAACUUCGCGGCCAUCGGGCGCCAGGCCAAGGAGGUCGACGCUGUGGCCGAUUCCGUUCUAGACGCCCUGACCGCCGCUGGGCUCAGCAUGCAUCCUCGCGAGAGCUCAGUCGGCGGGUCCGUCUUGGGAUGGGGAUUCAGUGACGAGCGCCCUCAGGUUCGUGUGAGCCCUCGCAGAGCGUGGAGGCCCCGACUCGGCAUUGAGGGGCUCCUAGAGAAGGGCUUUGCUACAGGCAGGGACCUCGAGGCCAUCAUAGGACAUUUCACGUUCGCCGCUCGAAUUCGACCAGAGGCCCUGUGCGUGUUCUCUGCUGCGUACGCCUUCAGUCAGCGGGGGGCCGACACUCGCCGUAGGUUGUGGACUGCCUCCAUCGCGGAGGCUGGCCGGUGGUCGGACCGGUGGCGCUUCUCGCGAGGGGCCGAGGAUCGCGUUCGGCCGAGAGACGCCUCGCUCCGGGAGGAGCUGAACUUAGCCGCGGCGGCCGGUCUGGACGACCUGGAUCGCGUCGGGACGGCUCGGCACCUGGAAGCCCUCGGUGGGGUGGAUCGGAGCGGGGCCGUCCCGGAGAUCGGGCCCGAAAUCCUUCAGGGAUCCUGGGCCACCGUUUCGGCCGGUCGCUGGAAGCGUCGGGAGGCGAUGCCCAUCUUGGAAGGGCGCGCUCUGGUCUGGGGGGUCCGGCAUGUGAGCCGGGGUUUAAGCGAGUUUGGCAAGCGGAUCCUUUUUCUGAUCGACGGGUUGUCCGAGGUCCUGGCCCUUGAGAAGGGCCGAUCGUCGAGCGUGGCCCUGAUGAGAGUGUGCAGGCAGUGGGCGGCGACGGUGUUUGCGGCCGAUCUGUAUCCUCGGGUUCGGUGGAUUCGGUCUGAGUUGAAUGUCUGCCUGAGCCGGAUGGCGACCGGUGCCCCGAUCCCGUCGGCCCCGUGGGAUGCGGCCCUGGCGACCGACAGCCUGGCGAGGCCGGGCGGGGCUGCGGAGCGGCGACCCGUCCAGGGCGAGCCGCCGACCCUGUGGCGAGCGGCGGCGCUGUCACAGGCUGGCGCGCGACCGCGCCCACCCCAUGGGCGGGCCCGGGCAAAGGCAGCGGCGAGACAAGCCAAGCCUCGGCCCGAGGAGCUGGCCACGAGGGGGGAGCGCGCCGCUGCCCGGCAAGCGAAUUUCCCCGUGGACAAGCGAGCGACAGUCAGCGAGGGCCUCUCGCUGCUCGAGAGGGAGAGCGCGGGCGACCACGACCAGCGGGUCUGCCAGUCGGCGCUCGCGGAGUUCAGGAUCUUCUCCGAGACCCUGGGCCUGCGCCUCGAGACCGCUCAGGACUACGACGAGGCAGCCGUGGAGUGGACCUACCUCGCUGUCUUCGACGGCAGCGACGCGCUGGAGGGGACAAGGCGGCUGGGGUCGCCGCGGAGCCAGCUGCCGCUGCCGGGGGAGGUUGCCUGCGCGGUGGCACACAGGCUCGCGGCAAACCAGGACCUGCACGCCGCCCGCCUCGUCUUCGUGAGUUUCGUGUUCGGCCUGCAGCCCGCGGAGCUGAUGUCGCUGACCGGGCGGCAAGUGGCGCCGCCGGCGCGGGCGGCCGGCCACGCCGCGUGGUCGCUCGUGCUGUUUCCGAUGGAGGAGGAGACGCCCAGCAAGGACGGCGCCUUCAACGGGAGCGUGCUGGGCGACCUGCCGUUCUGCCACCUCAUCGGGGACGUGCUGAAGCCGCUCGAGGCCGGCGUCAACGACAGGGACCUCAUGGCGCAGGUGCGGUACGCACACCUGGCGCAGGCGUUCGGCACGGCGGACCAGCGGCUCGGCCUCGAGAGCCCGCCGCGCCUGUACCUGCUGCGGCGCGGCGGAGCGCCCGUCGACCUGGCCAGCUACCGCCGCAGCAUCGCGGAGGUGAGGGCUCGCAGCCGCUGGGCAAGCGACAGCUCGGCGACGGGGUACGGCAAAGGGGGCCGCGUCGCCGGCCAGCUGACCAAGUUGCCACCGCCGUUCCUCGACCACGCCAUCGUCCGCGCCAAGAAGAAUGGCGGCAUCCCCUGCGAGCACUGCCGCGGCUCCGGCAAUUUCAGCCGGGCCUGGCGACGGCGGCAGCGCGCUCUGGGCGAUGCUAUUUUCGAGUGGGACAUCCGCUGGGGAGACGAGUAUGACCUCACUCGCCAGCGGGCGCAGCGCCUGGUGCGAGGCUGGGUCAACAACGGGCUAAUUGCUGCCGUCUGGCUGGGCACCCCUUGCCACAGCUGGAGCCGAGCACGGGACAUUCGACCAGGGCCCCCGCCCUUGCGAAGUGACCUGCACGUGAUGGGGUUGCCCGACCUUGCGCCCCGUGACGCUGAGAAGGUUAGGAUCGGCAACGCCCUCAUGAAGUUUUCAGCCUCGCGUGACGAGCCUCCCCGGUUGCCGCCGAAGCCGAAGCCGAAGCCCGCUGGCGCGAGCGAGAAGGCCACGGACGACGCGGGCGCGAAGAAGGCCAAAAAGGCCAAGAGGGGCGACGCCGGGGAGAAGCCGAAGGCCGCCGAGGAGCCCGCGAAGGCCCCGAAGGCCGCGAAGGGCGCGAAGGCCGAGGAGAAGGCCGAGAAGGGCGCGAAGAAGAAGGACAAGAAGCCGGAGCGGGGCCGCUCCCGGAGCCCUGUCCCGGCGCAGGCCAAGAAGAAGAAGGGCAACCUCAAGAGGAAGGAGAGCGGGAGCAGCGCCGCCGGCUCCACGGAGGAGUCGGCCCCCUCGCCGCCGCGGAAGAAGGCGAAGAAGCCCUCCCCGCCGCGGAAGAAGGCGGCCCCGCGGAGGAGCCCAUCCUCAUCCGAGAAGGGCAAGCGGAAAAAGAAGCGAGGAGAGGAGGAGCGGAGACGAAAGCCCAGCCGCGGCAGAAGUCCCGCCAAGGGGGGCAAGAGGAGGCGUUCGCCUUCGCGCGCCCGCGGCCGCCGGAAGGGGCGCAGCAGCAGCAGCUGA
Molecule: messenger RNA, 3774 nt
Organism: Prorocentrum cordatum
Lineage: Eukaryota; Dinophyceae; Prorocentrales; Prorocentraceae
Source: the annotation of a GenBank genome assembly